UCUGGCCUCUUCAGGUCUGACCCACGACGGACAUGGCGACCAGCGCGGUCCCCAGCGACAACCUGCCCACGUACAAGCUGGUGGUGGUGGGGGAUGGGGGCGUGGGCAAGAGUGCCCUCACCAUCCAGUUCUUCCAGAAGAUCUUCGUGCCUGACUAUGACCCCACCAUAGAAGACUCCUACCUGAAGCACACAGAGAUUGACAAUCAGUGGGCCAUCCUGGACGUCCUGGACACGGCCGGCCAGGAGGAGUUCAGCGCCAUGCGGGAGCAGUACAUGCGCACUGGGGACGGCUUCCUCAUCGUCUUCUCCGUGACGGACAAGGCCAGCUUCGAGCACGUGGACCGCUUCCACCAGCUCAUCCUGCGUGUCAAGGACAGGAUUCCGUACAUAGAAACCAGUGCCAAAGACCCGCCCCUCAACGUGGACAAAGCCUUCCAUGACCUCGUUAGAGUCAUUAGGCAACAGAUUCCAGAAAAAAGCCAGAAGAAGAAGAAGAAAACGAAAUGGCGGGGAGACCGGGCCACUGGCACCCACAAACUGCAGUGCGUGAUCUUGUGACGGGCUUGAGGCCCUGGGCACAGUGAGCACGGCCGGCCGGCCCUCGGGACCCCUUCACUGCCUAACUGCACUGAAACCAUUUUUAACCACAACCCUCCUCAGCCCGAGGACCCGGCACGGGAAGGGAGAGAGGGAGGGUGGGCAGGGGCAGACAGGGCCUGGCUUUGCCCAGAGGGCACAGGCUUUCCCGGAUCUCCAGCGAGGCCAGGAAGCCGCCGACACAGAGCCACAUCCAGGCCCCCAUGUGUUGCUCCAACCCAGCUCCUCCCCGUCUCUCGGUGGCUGUGUUGUUUCUUUAACUGCGUAGUGUUGGUUCGACGUGGAAGUGCUCAUCCACAUACAAAGUACAAAACAAGCCAUGAACAAGCUUCCUCCCCUCGCCCCCAGUCCACAGUGUCUGAGCUUGGAUGUCUUUUGUAGAUCUUUAAAUUAUUUUAGUGGUUAUUUUAUUAAAGGGGUCUGGGCCCACUGCCUGGUGACCUCCCUGGUAA
This is a messenger RNA of Carlito syrichta (Philippine tarsier), 1051 nucleotides long. RefSeq names its product muscle RAS oncogene homolog (gene MRAS). The transcript has 4 exons. Gene Ontology annotation, biological process: signal transduction. Gene Ontology annotation, molecular function: GTPase activity; GDP binding; GTP binding. NCBI's taxonomy places the organism in Eukaryota, Metazoa, Chordata, Mammalia, Primates, Tarsiidae. Gene Ontology annotation, cellular component: plasma membrane. Bases 33 to 560 code for a protein of 175 amino acids. The record is from RefSeq and is a predicted model, not a curated record.